Elephantulus edwardii (Cape elephant shrew) is the source of this 3000-nucleotide messenger RNA. It is a transcript of the gene TMC5, whose product is annotated as transmembrane channel-like 5. Gene Ontology annotation, molecular function: mechanosensitive monoatomic ion channel activity. Gene Ontology annotation, cellular component: plasma membrane. The transcript has 19 exons. Lineage: Eukaryota; Metazoa; Chordata; Mammalia; Macroscelidea; Macroscelididae. The record is from RefSeq and is a predicted model, not a curated record.
AUGUCUGCCUACUACAGGAAUAAUGGGUAUGAGGAAGGUCCAGAUUACCCUGAGCACUCAUGGGCUCACAACCAAACACAGGGGUAUUUGAAAAAUCAAGAUUAUCCAGAUUCUUCAGGUUAUCCCAGAAAUAACCCAGACUAUUCCAGCUCCAGGAGAAAUCCAACAUCUGAAGACUCUAGAACAAAUCAAGAUUAUUCCAGAUCUCUGGCACAACCAGAUUAUCCUGGCUCUCAGAGUAAUUCAGACUAUCGCAGCACCAGGAGAAAUUCACGUGCUUCGGGGUCCAGGAGAAAUCCGGACUAUCCAGAAUCACUAGCAAAGCCAGAUUAUAAUGACUCUUGGAGCAAUCCAUACCCGCCAGGCUCAUCCGGAGAGCCGGAUUAUCCUGGAUCUCAACAACAGGCUGGUUUUACAGGUUCCAGAGGCAGUGGAAACCAUGGAGGUUCCAGAACAAAUCCAGGUUAUUUUGGAUCCCUGGAAGAACCAGACUAUCCUGGAUUUCAGAACACCUCUAACUAUCUUGACUUCCGAGCCAAUUCCAACUAUCCAGGUUCCAGAAGGAAUCCAGAACGUGCCAGUACCAGGGCCAGUCCAUACGCACACCCGCUAGAAGAGCCUGAUUAUCCAGGAGCUGUGAGGAAAGCUAAUCCUGCAGACAUCUGGGGGGAACCAGAUUAUCCUGUUGCUGAGGAUUAUAGGAACUCUCCCAACUUUUGGGGGGAGCCUGAUUACCCAGACGCUGAGGACAGACAUGAUUAUGGAUCUCCUAAUGUCCCAGAAAUGACCAGGGGGGAGCUCGGCAGAACAUCUCAGGUCCAGCCUCUGGUCCGUCACCGGAGUGAGAGCCCUUUGAGCAUCACUGGGAGAGACAAUGGAGGUUACUCAGAAAGCUUUGAAUUGAGAUCCAUGGAGAUGGCUAACUCAUAUGGCCACCGUGAGCCAGGUGCUUCUGGAAAUGACUAUGUCGACCCCACUUACGCAAGUGAACGUAGCCAGGGGAAUGUUUAUGGAAGGCCGCUGUUGUCUGAACAGGACUGGCACGCAUCACCCCAAGGACAAAAGCUCAUUGCAUCUCUGAUACCCUUGACUCCAAGAGACAGGAAUAAAGUCAUCAGGAACCAACCGAGAACCAUGGAAGAGAAAAGGAACCUCAGGUAUGGCAAGCGACUCGACAACUCGUAACAACUCUGGAGGUAUUUAUGGAAUGACUUUAACAUUUCUCAUUUUGCAUCCGAAACCCAGGUUUACCAAAAAUCCCAGAACAGCAUGUCGGAAGUUUUGUCCACCAUCAGCCUGUGGCAGAGGACGCUCAAGAUCAUCGGAGGCAAAUUUGGAACCAGUGUUCUCUCCUACUUCAACUUUCUGAAAUGGCUUUUGAAGUUCAACAUUUUUUCAUUCAUUGUGAACUUCAGCUUCAUCACAAUCCCUCAGUUCACUGUGGCCGAGCCAAACACCCUCCACUUCACUGGACUGGAAUUUUUGACUGGAGCAGGCUAUUUCCAGGACACAGUGAUGUACUAUGGCUUUUACACCAAUACUACCAUCCAGCACGGGAGCAGUGGGGUGACCUACAACAUGCAGCUGGCCUACAUCUUCACAGUUGGAGCGUGCCUGGUCGUCUGCUUCUUCAGCUUGCUGUUCAGCAUGGCCAAGUACUUCCGGAACAACUUCAUUAACCCCCACCUUUACACCAAAGGGAUCGCUAAGCUUGUCUUUUGCUGGGACUUCACCAUGACUCACGAGAAAACGGUGCAGCAGAAACAGAAGAACUUCAGCACUGAGAUAAGAGAGAAUCUUUCCGAAAUCCUGCAGAAGAACACCAAGUCUACACUGAAUCAGCGGCUGACCCGGUUAUCAACUCAUGCAGCGGCUUGGUUUGUCUCUACCGGCGUGGCUGUUGCUUGCUGUGUAGCUGUGUACUACCUGGCUGAGUUCAACUCAGAGUUCCUGAGAAGUCACAGGGACCCUGGAGCAGUGCUGUUACUACCAUUCGUUGUGUCCUGCAUCAAUCUCUUUGUACCUCGCAUCUAUUCCAUGUUCAGGCUGGUGGAAAAGUACGAGAUCCCACGGCACCAAGUCUACAGCCUCCUGAUCCGAAACAUCUUUCUGAAAAUAUCCAUCAUUGGAAUUUUGUGCUAUUAUUGGAUCAAUGUCGUGGCCCUGUCUGGGGAGAAGUGUUGGGAAACUCUCAUUGGCCAGGAAAUCUACCGGCUCCUCCUGAUGGAUUUCAUCUUCUCUUUAGUGGAUUCCUUCAUUGGGGAGUUUCUGAGGCGAAUUAUUGGGAAGAGGUUUAUCAUCAGCUUUGGCCCGCAGGAGUUUGACAUCGCCAGAAACGUCCUGGAGCUCAUCUACGUACAGACCCUCGUGUGGAUUGGCAUUUUCUUCAGCCCUCUGCUGCCCUUCAUCCAAAUGAUCACUCUUUUCAUCACUUUUUACGUCAAAAAUAUCAGCCUGAUGAUGAACUUCCAGCCACCCCGCAAGGCCUGGCGGGCCUCGCAGAUGAUGACCUUCUUCAUCUUCCUGCUCUUCUUUCCCUCCUUCACUGGGGUCCUGUGCACGCUGGCCAUCACCAUCUGGAGACUGAAGCCUUCGGCUGACUGUGGCCCCUUUCGAGGUCUGCCUUUGUUCAUUCACGUCAUCUACAACUGGAUUGAUAGCUUGAACAGCAGGCCCGGUUACUUGUGGGUUGUGUGGAUCUACCAGAACCUCAUUGGAAGUGUCCACUUCUUCUUCAUCCUCACCCUCAUUGUGUUAAUCAUCACUUAUCUUUACUGGCAGAUCACCGAGGGAAGGAAGAUCAUGAUCAGACUACUCCAUGAACAGAUUGUUAACGAAGGUAAAGAUAAAAUGUUUCUGAUUGAAAAGCUGAUCAGGCUCCAGGAAGCAGAGAAGGAGAAGAGAGCAAGGCCCAGCUUACUAACCUUGGAACAGAGAGACAUGGAGACCUGCGAUACAGGAGAACCACUCAAGAAGAGAACCCAGAGGCCUGAUGACUGA